Gamsiella multidivaricata is the source of this 4267-nucleotide messenger RNA. RefSeq lists its product as uncharacterized. The record is from RefSeq and is a predicted model, not a curated record. Gene Ontology annotation, biological process: negative regulation of transcription by RNA polymerase II. The transcript is spliced from 6 exons. Lineage: Eukaryota; Fungi; Mortierellomycota; Mortierellomycetes; Mortierellales; Mortierellaceae. Gene Ontology annotation, cellular component: nucleus. Gene Ontology annotation, molecular function: RNA polymerase II transcription regulatory region sequence-specific DNA binding; DNA-binding transcription factor activity, RNA polymerase II-specific; zinc ion binding. The coding region runs from base 116 to 4180 and encodes 1354 amino acids.
UUGCUUCUUUUUGUUUCGAUUCGCGAUCCUUCUCUCUUAACUCAUUUACCUCACCAACAUCAGCAUUCCACUCGCAAUCGAUUUUAUCAUCCCCGAACCACACACGCUGAUCUUUAUGGGCGACUCUCCACGGCCCAGCAACAGUAACCCCUCUGGUGCCGCUAAUACUGGCUCAAGUCAGGGCAAUGGAUCGAAAAGGACGCCAGCCAAGCUGAACCCGGACGCCAAGGACUAUGUCCCACACCCAGCCACCAAUGAGGGUGCCAGUGGUAGUAGUGCCAAUACCGCCAACCUCCAGGCUGGUGGAUCGAACAACAAUCCGCGCAACAGGAGGAGACGGAACCCUGAUCCAAGCAAGGCUGGAUCCAACAACGGCCGCGACUCCCUGAAAGGCGAAGCAAGCAAGCUUACAGAAAACGGCAAGAAGGGAGGCAAUAGAAACAAUAAUACCAAUAAUACCAACAAUACCAACAAUGUUAACAGUACCAGCAGUAGAAGCCGUCGCAACCGUGGACAUGCCCCCAAGCAACUGGUGGAAGGUGGAGCGCGCAUCGACGAUGAUGAUGAUGAUGAUAUAGAGAUUAACAUGGAGCGCCCUGUCGAACCAACGGAAGUCGAAGCAGCCGGGUCAGAGCCUGCAUUAAAUUCUGUGCAGGGAUCAGGACAAAAUACAGCAUCAAGUCGUGAGGGACGUCGCAAAGGCAAGGAAGCGACCAAUACAUCGUCGGCAAGACUGCAGCAGAACAACAGGAGUGAUAAUGGGCGAUCCAGAGCUAAUGGAGUGAAUAGACAAGCAGAGAGCUCCUCCUCAACACGCGCAUCUGUCCCUGGAAGCAACAGCAGUAAUAACAGCAGACGUCAAAGAAACAGAAAAACCGGCGAUCUUGGUGGCCGCACCUUUCCAUCUAUGCCCAUCUCAGAUCAGGCAGGAGAAUCAUCGGGGUCUCAACGUAAUGCGCAGAGGAAUGCGCUAAGAGCUCAGCCAAGGAAAUUUGUGCACAAAAUCGAGGAAGAUCGCGAUCUAAUGGCUGCGCUGACUGCGGGUCUCAGCAACUCGACAUACGACUGCAUGGUGUGCUGGGAUGUCAUUCGGCCUGCGCACAAGGUGUGGAACUGCCAGGUCUGCUUUGCGGCGUUCCACCUCGAUUGUCUUUCUACCUGGGCUAAGAAAUCAUCUGAAGAUCCGAACAAUAACGGAACAGGAUGGAGGUGUCCAGGAUGUCAGAACACACAGGUUUCUAUCCCUAAGGAAUACGUCUGCUUCUGUGGCAAAAUCAGCAACCCCGACUUCAAUCGAUACCUCACUCCCCACUCUUGCGGUGAGCUCUGCGGACGUCCGAGAGACUGUCCUCACCCAUGCAACAUCCCAUGCCAUCCUGGACCAUGCCCUCCCUGCGGCGGCCUCGGUCCCAUUCAGUCCUGUCACUGUGGAAAUGAAACUUUCCAGUUGCGCUGUGCCGACACGGAUUUCACAUUCCAGACAGGAAAGUCGUGUAACCAAAUCUGUGGGGAGCUACUCGGAUGUGGAAAGCACACCUGCUCUUCCGUCUGCCACGCUGGAUUGUGCCCACCAUGCGACCAAACACAGGAACAAAAAUGUUAUUGCGGGAAGCAUGAACAUCAGGCGCGCUGUGGCGAUGGGGAGCCCAGAACGACAUUAGUCGAUGGCGAAGAGCGGAUAGGAUUCUACGAGUGCCAUGAGAUCUGCCAUAGACCUCUUGCCUGUGGUAAGCAUGAAUGCACCAAGACCUGCCAUCCAUUGGAUGAAGAGCCGGGACAAUGCCCAGCCAGGCCCGAGGUCGUCAAGACUUGUCCCUGCGGAUCCAAAACCAUCGAGACGCUACUCAUGGGUAAAUUGCGAACAUCUUGCACGGAUCCGAUUCCAGUAUGUGGAGGCCUGUGCAAAAAAACCUUGAACUGCGGUCAUCGAUGCAUGCAAAAGUGCCAUUUAGGAGAGUGCCAGCCGUGCAAGAUGACAGUUACCGUCGACUGUCGCUGCGGAUCAACGCGAGUCCAGCGAGUUUGUUCAGACAUGGGAAUGUAUGGCGACGAGCGUCCAACCUGCGACCGCCUCUGCCGCGGCCUUCGUACUUGUGGAAAGCACGAAUGCACAAAUCGGUGCUGUCCCGCCAAGAACAGGGGCAAGGGCACGAAGAUUGACCCUGUUGUAUUGGAAGCCCACAUCUGCCCAUUGGUCUGUGGCAAAAAGCUGCAGUGUGGAGUUCAUACCUGCGAGAUGUUGUGCCACAAAGGACACUGCAACCCUUGCUUGAACGCGUCGUUUGAUGAACUUUCGUGCGCCUGUGGUCGUACUGUGUUGUAUCCUCCGAUUCCCUGCGGAACCUCCAUCCCCAAGUGCAGGCACACCUGCACUCGACCUCGCGCCUGUGGUCAUACGUCAUUCUCAAGCCAUCCCUGUCAUCCAGACAGUGAACCUUGUCCCCCCUGUAUCAUGCUUGUUGCGAAGCAGUGUAUGUGCCGAAAGUCCAAGAUGCCCAAUGUUCCAUGUUACAAGAGCAAUCCAUCAUGUGGCAAGGUCUGUGGUAAGGGACUUGAGUGUGGUCUGCACAAGUGUAUCAAAUCAUGCCAUUCGGGCGAGUGCAUAAGUCCACCCUCGGAUAUCUGCACCCAGGCGUGUCCCAAGCCCCGCAAGAGCUGCGGUCACCGGUGUGGCAUCGCUUGCCAUGGCAAUACACCCUGCCCUGAAGAUCAGCCCUGUCAAACCACUGUGCCUUCGAGCUGCAAGUGCGGACAUUUGACCAUGGAGUCUACCUGUAACGCGACAGCCGAUAAUCCAUGGGAUGGAAAGCUACGAAUCAUCAAGUGCAAUGAUUACUGCUUGAUCGCAGAACGUAACAAGAGAGUCGCUCUUGCUCUGGAGAUCGAGGAAGGCGUCUCUGCACCUGAACCCCGUAUCCCGGAUUAUGAUUCAUAUGUUCUCGACUACGCCUCCGCUAAUAUGGAGUUCACACUCAAAAUCGAGAAGCAACUCGCUGAAUGGGUCGCUGAUACCUCAAAGCCGAUCCUGUACUUCCCUCCGAUGAAGGGACAUCGCCGCAAGUUUGUGCACGAGCUCGCAGCUCACUACGACGUGACAUCCGAGAGUGUCGACGUGGAGCCGUAUCGUAGUGUCACGGUCCGCCGACAGCUCAACACAUCAGUCCCGGAUCUAUUGGUCUCUCAGGCUUGUCGCCAGAAGCGCCCUGCCACUUCGACGAGUAGCUCCGCUGUUGAACAGCUUCGCAAGCCGAUGAUCAAGGAUCCUGUGAACGCCAUUUACUUGCACGAUCUAGCAUUCGGCUUGACGAGGUCGGAACUAGCAGCUCAGAUGGCGCCGGUCUUUGGGAACAUCAAGUACGGUAUUCGUUGGUUGACCGAUGAUGAUGCUGUCCUUGUGCCGCACCCCGGCUCGAUGCAAAUGGAUGAGUUGGAGGCAGUGCUGGUCCGUCUUCGAACCGGAAUCAAGUCUGCCGCAGCUAAGGGCAACCUAUGCGAGAGAGUCGAGCUCUGCUGGGUCAACAAGGAAGGAGAGGUCGUCAGUCAUACGAACGUCGGCAGUGGAUCACAGUCAAAGCGGUUCUUUAAUGCGAGCCAUGGAAACCAGUGGGCUACGAGAACACCUCCCAAGGUCGAGAACACAUUUGCACUGCUGGAUGACGAUGAGCGGAUUGCGACAGCGAAGAGGGCGGAAGAGGAGAGGAUCUUAAAGGCCAAGGAGGCUGCUGGAACGUUGAGUUCUGAUGCAUGGGAGGAGGAGGCCAGUACGUCUAGCGCCACAAUUGUUCCGCCUGCCCAUACAGCUAAUAUCUCUGGGUCUUUGGCAAGUGGGCUGAACCUGUCUCAAUCGUCUUCUGUAGGGGGCCCCCUGAAGCUGGGUCAGUCGCAGGCUGCGGAGGACUUGACAAAGUUUGUUGUUAUAAAGGGAGGGGAGUUUACGGAUGAGGUUGUCGACGACUGGCAGGACCUUAUCGAGGACGAUGAUGAAGACGAAGAUGAAACCGAAACUGGCGAUGCUGUCAAGACUGAUACCAACGAAACUACGCAGGGAGAUGAUCAGGACAAGGCGGCUGAAAACCUCGACGAGAAAAAGGGAUCGCUGAGCAAGACAAGCAGCGACGACGAGGGAGUAUUGGUCAGCCAGGAGGAAUCGCCACAAGUGGAACAGACGGAGCAGCCAUAGAGUCCUACACUACAACACAACCCAUAGUUGGGCCGCAAAGGACUAUAGAAUACCAACCCUAAAUGAAGUUUUUUUUUCUGUGCCACC